Molecule: messenger RNA, 543 nt
Organism: Aspergillus calidoustus
Lineage: Eukaryota; Fungi; Ascomycota; Eurotiomycetes; Eurotiales; Aspergillaceae
Source: the annotation of a GenBank genome assembly
AUGUCUACCCUCCACCCCAACGCCGAAAAGCUCAUCGCCCGCGCCGAAGAAUUCUUCGCCGAGGUCGCCGAUCUAACCCCCGGCCACGAGCUCGAAAAACACCUCAAUGAGAACUACGGCCCGGGAAACCCCUUCUACGAAGACUUUUGCAGCCUCAUCCGAUCUGGUAUAGCCAACAACGAAGGCUGGGUCGCGACCGACGAGCUCGACGGCCCGAAAUACCGACGCAGUCGCCUCUGCACUCCCACAGAACGCACGCGCUUCUUCAGCAUCACGACGGUGUACAUGGAUAGUCAGGCAGAAUACCGCGGGCAGUACCAUCUGCAUCCCUAUGGGGAGAUCAAUUGCGUCGUGCAGAUUGACCCCACGGCGGAGCUGAAGGGGAUGAAUGGGUGGCAGGGGGCCGGGUGGACGUCGCCGGGGGCAGGGACGCAUCAUUAUCCGGAGGUUCGAGGGGGUGCGUUGGUUGCGUUGUUCUUUUUGCCGGCGGGACGGAUCUCGUACAAGGCGACGCCGGACAUGAAGCAGCCUGUUGCGGUGUGA